UCUUAGUAGAACCUAUAUUUAUCUAUCAGUCAGUCUGUCUGUCUGUCUACCUAUCAUCUAUCUAUCUGCCUACCUACCUGUCUAUUCAUCCAUCCACCUACCUAUCUAUCACCUAUCUAUCUAUCUGCCUGCCUACCUAUCUACCUACCUACCUACUUACCUACCCAUCUGUCUGUCUAAUUUCGCUGGGAACCAAAAUGAACGUUGGGCUGGGCUAGUAAGAGCUCAUUAGUCACACUGAACGCCUAUGCAACUUUUUUCCAUAUUAUUUUUUCUGUCCUAGGGCUGGAACCCAGGGCCUUGCACCUGCUAGGCACGCAGUCCACCUCAAUUAUGUCCCUCAGCACGACUUCAGCAGCUUUAAAUCCCCUCUGUGUGGGUGGGGAGAGAUGGGUGUUUCCUGGGCAACCAGGGGCAAGCUGGCACCCACGCAGACUGUAGAGAAGCCUCUCCUCCCUGCAGGUGUGUGUGUUUGUGUGUUGGAAAACAUCUGUGAACCUGUUGCGCUGCUUUCCGUGGGUCAACCCGGUCUCUCAUGCAUGGACUUCGGAUACUCCCUGGAGCAGGUGAAUCCUUGGAGACAGGGCCGGGCCGCGGUGAAGUGGGAAUGGGAGGCUGCAGCUGGGGGACCCUCCUUCUGAGAAUCCUGUCUUGUUGCUGCCUCACGGAGGUGGCUCUACUAGCGCCCGGUAUUUCUGUUCUGCGGAUGGAGAUCGGGUCAGGCUCCCAGCUACCACCAACUCCGGGCUAAACCCACGCGCAGAAGGGAUCAGGGCCCCCCUGCAUCUACUUGUAUCCCCUCUGUACCCUGCCUGCAUAGUGUCUUUCCGGAGCUUGAGCUUGGGUCCACAGCAGCGCCACACCGACACGGACAUCAAGGGAGGCGGGCAGCCCGUAUGCAAAUAUCAGAGGGGCCCAGGAUUGCCCCUCCCGCUGGGAUAAAAGGCGGGGCGGGGCGCGCACCGGACCAUAGAAGCCGCUGCCUCCCGGGAGCCGGCCGUGCGCUCCCGCGGAGCCUCCCGCACGGUGUCCCCGCGUGUCUUCUACAGCUCAGUCUUCCGUCGCUCCUGUCUUGGUGCCUGUCGGUAACUAGAUAACCGGAAGACUUGCAAACAUGUCUGAGUUUUGGCUUAUUUCGGCCCCUGGCGAUAAGGAAAAUUUACAGGCUCUGGAAAGGAUGAACAAUGUAACUUCAAAGUCUAACCUGUCCCACAACACCAAGUUUGCCAUCCCAGACUUCAAGGUGGGGACUUUGGAUUCCCUUGUUGGCCUCUCUGAUGAGCUGGGGAAACUCGAUACCUUUGCUGAAAGCCUCAUAAAGAGAAUGGCACAGAGUGUGGUGGAGGUCAUGGAAGAUUCCAAGGGGAAAGCACACGAGACCCUCCUGGCUAACGGAGGUCUGAAGGAAAAGAUGAAAUGUUUAAAGAUUGACCUGACAUCCUUCGUGACGCACUUCGAGUGGGACAUGGCCAAAUAUCCCGCCAAGCAGCCACUGGUGAGCGUGGUGGACACACUGGCCAAGCAACUGGCACAAAUCGAGACAGACCUGAAGUCCCGGACAGCCGCCUACAGCGUUCUGAAGGCCAACCUGGAGAACUUGGAGAAGAGAUCCACGGGGAACCUCUUCACUCGGACACUGAGCGAUAUUGUCAGCAAGGAAGACUUCGUACUUGAUUCUGAAUAUCUCAUAACCCUCCUGGUCAUCGUCCCCAAGUCAAGCUUUGCACAGUGGCAGAAGACAUAUGAGUCCCUAUCGGACAUGGUGGUCCCUCGGUCAACCAAAUUGAUCGCCGAGGACAACGAAGGUGGCCUCUUCACGGUGACUCUCUUCCGAAAAGUGAUCGAAGAUUUCAAAGUCAAAGCCAAAGAAAACAAGUUCAUUGUCCGGGAAUUUUACUAUGAUGAAAAAGAAAUUAAACGAGAAAGGGAGGAGAUGACCAGGUUGCUGUCUGAUAAGAAACAACAGUAUGGACCUCUGCUGCGCUGGCUCAAGGUGAACUUCAGCGAGGCCUUUAUUGCCUGGAUCCACAUUAAGGCCCUGAGAGUGUUUGUGGAGUCUGUGCUCAGGUAUGGACUUCCAGUGAACUUCCAGGCUGUGCUCCUACAGCCCCAUAAAAAGUCAGCCACCAAACGCCUGAGAGAGGUGCUCAACUCUGUCUUCCGGCACCUGGAUGAAGUUGCUGCAGCAAGCAUACUGGAUGCAUCCGUGGAGAUUCCUGGACUGCAGCUCAGCAACCAGGACUAUUUCCCCUAUGUGUACUUCCAUAUCGACCUCAGCCUUCUUGACUAGGUGGCCAGCCUGUUUCACUGCAGCCUCAGACCUUGCCAGACAACCGAGUCCUGCAGGAUUCUGACUCAGAAGAUAAUCACAGACGUUAGUUAGAGUGUAUUUAUUUUUUUAAGUUACAAUAAAGUGCUCAGUCCUGA
This is a messenger RNA of Mus musculus (house mouse), 2427 nucleotides long. RefSeq names its product ATPase, H+ transporting, lysosomal V1 subunit C2 (gene Atp6v1c2). Gene Ontology annotation, biological process: proton transmembrane transport; positive regulation of Wnt signaling pathway. Gene Ontology annotation, cellular component: proton-transporting V-type ATPase, V1 domain. The coding region runs from base 1115 to 2290 and encodes 391 amino acids. The transcript has 14 exons. The record is from RefSeq and is a predicted model, not a curated record. Gene Ontology annotation, molecular function: proton-transporting ATPase activity, rotational mechanism; identical protein binding; proton transmembrane transporter activity. NCBI's taxonomy places the organism in Eukaryota, Metazoa, Chordata, Mammalia, Rodentia, Muridae.